AGACGUCUGAAAGGUCAAAAUACCUGUCGGUAUCUAGCUGCUGUAAUCCUCAAAGAUUUGCUAGAUCACAAAUAUUCUGAGGGACAGACCAAAAUACGACGAGAAUCACAGGGUUUCUGUUCUGAAUAAUCAGAGAUAUCUAGAGUUGUGGAAAGCCGCUUUUUCUAACAGGUGUUUAACUACGGGCACUACUUAUGUUAGUUUUCCUGUCUAGCUGAAUAAACCCACUACUGGAGUCUUACCUUGUAAGUGAACCACUGGGACUUCAGAAGCGAGCUUGACGCUAGUGUAGUAGAUCUGAACUCCAUAUCCUACACUGCUUCCCUACAUAAGGCAGAACUUAACCUGCUAGCGUAAGAUUGGUAAAUUAGUCAAUAUAAGGGACGGUGAAGUCUAGCGCCAUCAGGAAACCCUGCGUAGAGGGCACUGCCAGAAGCAGCAGGAGCUGUUAAAGAACCGCAGCAGCGAGCACUAAUCGAUCGCCACUAGUCCGCAUCUACAGCCAUCGCCUGUUGUUGCUGUCCCUCUACCUACUCAUAGAGCACAAGCAGCAUUUGAGGUGGGCAGUAUAUCGGGAUUGUUAAUAAUCGUGCAGGCGUUUUUAAUCAGCUAAGGAAGCCUACAAAUAAGCAAGCUUUUACUAAGCAGACAACUAUGAUGGAAUGUCAGGAGAUGCUAUCUUCCUCACCAGCCCAGUCCUCAGAUGAGCUGGACUCUCCACUGUUGCUGAAGAAAGGGAUGUCAAUCUUUUUGGAUAUUUUGAGACGAGCUGACAAAAAUGAUGAUGGAAAGCUGUCAUUUGAUGAAUUCAAAGCCUAUUUCUCUGACGGUGUCCUAAGUGAAGAAGAACUGAGGGAGCUGUUUCACACCAUUGAUACUCACAAUACUGACAACCUGGACACAGAGGAGCUAUGUGAAUAUUUUUCGCAGCACCUUGGAGAAUAUGAAAAUGUACUUGCUGCACUUGAGAACCUGAAUGUAUCGAUACUGAAAGCAAUGGACAAAACAAAGCAGGACUAUCAAGAAGCAUCCAACCUGGAGCAAUUUGUGACUCGUUUUCUAUUGAAAGAAACUGUGAAUCAGCUGCAGUCUCUACAGAAUUCCUUGGAGUGUGCAAUGGAGACAACCGAAGAGCAAACCCGCCAAGAAAGGCAAGGUCCAGAGAAGCCAGAACUGCUGUCAGUUCAGCGGUCAGGAAAACGAUCAAAUCGAAGACUGCAGAGGAAUAAUAGUUUAUCACCCAGCAAUCCCCAUUUCAACCUUCUUGGCUCUGGAUUCCAUGAUGAAGACAACCAGUGGAUGAUCCAGAUAAACAGACUUCAGAAGCUGAUUGACAGACUGGAAAAGAAGGACCUGAAACUGGAACCAUUAGAAGAAGAAAUUACAGAAGGAACUACUAAGUCACAUAUUCUGAUAGUUCAACGUCAGAUGUCUGUGCAAGAAGACGAACUUGAGGAAUUCAGACAGGCCCUGAAACAGUACAUAGAAUCAGCAAUGUCUCAAACAGGAUGUCUUCAUGUUGUUGUGCAAAAAUUUUCCAGUGAAUCUCGCUAUCUAGUUUAUGAAUUCUGGGAGAACAGCAACGUCUGGAAAAACCAUCUUCAAACUAACUGCAGUAAGGCCUUCCAGAGAAGUAAUGUUGAUUUUCUGGAAACACCAGAGCAUAUGACAAGCAUGCUUGUACCUGCUUCGUGGUGGGUGCUGAAUAACAACUGAUGUGAACUAAUAACAAGUAUAAUGGCUCCAUUUCUGAGAGAAGACAUUAUUUGAAUACAAAAAGUUUUAACUUUUUUCUGAAUUUACCUAACAAAAGCGUGAUAGCUAUAUCAUAGUAGUGUGUACACUCACCUGUUUGAUACAGUCCAUAACUAGUUUCAUUCCUUCCAAAAUGACAUGGCAAAUAAUAUUUAUACAACAUUCUGAACUUGUUAUAAAUCAUAUAUCGCUGUAAGCACUUUAUAAAAUUAUUUAUGUUGUACAAUGUCUUAUUAGCAAAGUGAUUCACAGUUUUGUGUGCUGUAUAUCAAAUCUCUAAAUUACUGUCAUAAAUGUCAAGUGUAUUAUAAAACCUUGUGUACUACAUUGGUGCCAUGUGUUUGGUGUUUCUCUUAUAGCUUUAAAGACAAUAAACAGCUUCUGUUCUUUAUUGAUUAUA
Molecule: messenger RNA, 2155 nt
Organism: Protopterus annectens (West African lungfish)
Lineage: Eukaryota; Metazoa; Chordata; Ceratodontiformes; Protopteridae
Gene: NECAB1
Product: N-terminal EF-hand calcium binding protein 1
Exons: 13
Coding region: 655-1716 (353 amino acids)
Biological process (GO): regulation of amyloid precursor protein biosynthetic process
Cellular component (GO): cytoplasm
Molecular function (GO): calcium ion binding
Source: RefSeq, a predicted model, not a curated record